This is a messenger RNA of Belonocnema kinseyi, 1070 nucleotides long. Its product is annotated as insulin receptor substrate 1-like. Gene Ontology annotation, cellular component: plasma membrane; cytosol. The transcript is spliced from 5 exons. The record is from RefSeq and is a predicted model, not a curated record. Gene Ontology annotation, molecular function: phosphatidylinositol 3-kinase binding; insulin receptor binding. The coding region runs from base 164 to 1039 and encodes 291 amino acids. Lineage: Eukaryota; Metazoa; Arthropoda; Insecta; Hymenoptera; Cynipidae. Gene Ontology annotation, biological process: insulin receptor signaling pathway.
CAAUUGUAUUGUAGACUAAAAAGAUUUUGAACCACUUUGAAUUGGUACUCGGUUGCUCUGUAUUUAAUUUUAAAAAGAAACCAUUUAUUUCCUAUAGGGUCUCGAAAUUCUGACCCCGAGAAGAUAUUCGACACCAACUUGGUUCCAAUUUUUGCAAAGACAAAUGUGUUGGGGGUGUUUUUCUUCAAAAACCGAUUUUUCAACUUUGCCGGCAAUAUCCUUGAAUCGGAGUCUUCUUUUCCCUUCUGCAGGACCCAUUUUGUGCUCUGGACAUCUCAGGAUGUUCAAAACUCUGAAAACGAAGUACUUUACUCUUUGUGGCGAAGCUCCCGGAUAUCCUGCUUGUCUUGAGUAUUAUGAUAGCAAACAGAAGUUUUUAAACAAAGAAACACCAAAAUAUAGGAUUUUUCUUCACAACUGCUUCAGUAUCAACAAAUAUAGCGAUACUAGACAGAAGUAUUGUAUUGCUCUUAAUAUGAUGGAUGACUGCUUCUGCUUUGUAUUGAAGAACGAAAAGGAGUUGGAAGACUGGCUAAAUUCUAUGUUGUUGCUACAGAAUGGAGAACCACAUUCUACUUAUGAGCAUGUAUGGCAAGUAAAUAUCCAGAAAAAGGAACUGGGUAGCAACAUCCAUGGACCUUACAGAUUGUGUCUCACGAAUGAGGCAGUAACUUUCGUCAAGCUGGGUGCAAAAUACAAGUCUGAAUUCAUUAACGUUCCUCUACAAUUUAUAAAACGAUGUGGAUUCCGAGGCCGAGUCUUCUAUAUGGAAAUGGGAAGAAUGGCAAUAACGGGCGCUGGAGACUUUUGGAUGGAAACGAAGGAGACAAAUAUGGCUUUCAAUAUGUGUGUCAACAUAAUGAAUUUUAUGACAAACUUGAACUGCAGAAAGGAGAAAAUAGAAUUUCAGCAAAGAAUGCGAAACUCCUCGAAAGAUGAAAAUCCGUAUUCCAAUACCCACUCUACUUUCUUUGGGUACAAGACCAAAGCUUCUUAUUUAUCUCUUUUGGAUUUUUCGGAAGACCGGAAUUAUAAUUAAUAUUUGCAGGAGAAUAAAGUGUGAUUGCUUU